This is a messenger RNA of Sitodiplosis mosellana (orange wheat blossom midge), 4422 nucleotides long. It is a transcript of the gene Dap160, whose product is annotated as intersectin-1. The record is from RefSeq and is a predicted model, not a curated record. Lineage: Eukaryota; Metazoa; Arthropoda; Insecta; Diptera; Cecidomyiidae. Gene Ontology annotation, biological process: clathrin-dependent synaptic vesicle endocytosis; endosomal transport. The transcript has 11 exons. Gene Ontology annotation, molecular function: protein binding; calcium ion binding; molecular adaptor activity. Gene Ontology annotation, cellular component: intracellular vesicle; plasma membrane; clathrin-coated pit. The coding region runs from base 452 to 3805 and encodes 1117 amino acids.
UGUAUGAGUAUGUGUCAAAGUCUUUGCUAUUAGAAUUUGUUUUUGGGUCUGCCGCGCACGUACUGGAAAAUAAGAAUUUUUCACUAUUGAAAAAUCCAUUUUCUCCAAAGUACAGGAAACAAUAGCCAAUUGAGUUUUUAAACAUUUUGUGUGAAUUAUCUCACGAAUCUAUGAUUUGUGUUGGUUUACAUUCAUAAAUUUAAACAAAAAACUAUUUUCAUCCAAUUGAUUUUUGAGAGUUUAUUUAUUUUGGCAAGCGGCUUUAUUUGUUCGCCACUCAAUACGACUUCAUUCAAAUAUCAUUUUUGUUCUGACGUAAGCAACACUAUUCACUAGUAUGCGGAAUUAUUGAUUAUUUUUGUGCAGAACUUUGGCCCAUCAUUUUCAUCGCAUCAUAACAACAUUUAAAUUGUCAUAAUAUAUUUGAAUCGUUGAAUAUUGAUAAAAUAUCAUGAGUGCCGCUGUUGAUCCAUUUGUUAUAACAUCGCGUGAACGUGUAAAAUAUGUGGAACAAUUCAAAUCAUUGAAACCACUAAACGAGACUGUAACCGGCCAACAGGCUCGUGGAUUUUUUCUUCAAUCUCAAUUGCCACCAGCCGUUUUAGGUGAAAUAUGGUCUCUAGCUGACACUGAUCGUGAUGGGAAAAUGGACAUCAAUGAGUUCAGCAUUGCAUGUAAAUUGGUCAACUUGAAGCUACGAAAUUUCGAAAUACCAAAGCAACUUCCACCAACCAUGAUUGCAUCACUGAAAGCAUUCGGAUCAACUCCAACAUUGACGCCAACCGGUGCUGGCAGUUUGAGUCCAGUAACAAAUAUUCCACCAGGUGUUCAUCCACCAAGACCAGUGUUGCCUCCGCAAUUACAACAACAGCCACAGCAAAUCCUAGCUCAACAAACUCAAUCAGUACCACUCAUUACGCCAAAUAUUGGCAUGGGCAUUGGAAUCGAUUUGACAUCACAAAGCAUAGCACAACCGCCAAUCAUGGGCAUCCAACCGGUUGCAAUCAUUCCAAAUGCUCAACCACCAAUUGUUCCAAUUCAACCGCCGCUUAUCAACCAAGCCCUUCAAACAACAAAUAGUGCAUUGCUCAUUGAUUCACUUGUAAAUGUCCCGCCAGCACCGAUGGCAUCGGCAAUUGACAGCGCUCCAGCAGCAACAAAUCCUUUACCAGCACCACCUACACCACCAAGUGGAACUCAAAGUCGUUCGAUGUCUAUUUCAGAGAAAGCACCAUCUAUCGAAUCACCAGGUUCGUCAUCUACGCCGAUUGAAUGGGCAGUGAAAGGGCCGGCAAAAUUGAAAUAUACUCAACUCUUCAACACAACUGAUCGCACACGAUCGGGAUAUUUGACGGGCGCACAGGCAAGUAAUUUACUCCUUCAAUCCAAAUUACCGAAAGCAACGCUUGCACAAAUAUGGGCACUCGCUGAUGUUGAUUCGGAUGGCCGCUUGGGUUGCGAUGAAUUUGUUCUCGCUAUGUACUUGUGUGAGAUUGCUGGCCAGGGUGAGCAAAUUCCAGCGAAGCUACCCCCGGAAUUGGUGCCACCAUCGUUUAGAAAAUGUGUUUCACGCCAUGGAUCCGUGACAACUUCGGGCCCAAACUCUCGACACGGAUCCAUCUCAUCGCAGAGUGGAAGUACAGCAAUUGCAGAUGGAGACUCCAGUUUGCACAACUACAAUCAAACAACAUUCGAGGAUAAACGAAAAGAAAACUUUGACAAAGGCCAAGCUGAAUUGGAGCGACGUCGAAAGAUUUUGCAAGAUGCUCAGCGCAAGGAAAUUGAAGAGCGUGAACGAAAAGAGCGCGAAGAAGCUGAAAAGAAGGAAAAAGCACGUUUAGAAGCUGAGCGUAAAGAACGAGAAGAGCUAGAACGUCAACUGCAGAUUCAGCGUGAGCUCGAACAAGAAAGAGAAGAAAAACGUAAACGUGAACUUGAACAAAAAGAGGCUGCCCGUAAAGAAAUGGAAAAACAGCGACAGAUUGAGUGGGAGAAUCAGCAGUUACAGAAAAUGCAGCAAUUGCGACAACAGGAACAAGAAAAGUUGCUGAAAUUAAAAGCACAAAAUCAAACGUAUACAAUUGAAUUAGGGUCGUUGAAUGAAAAAGUGAAAGAAUUGUCGCAGAAAAUUUGCGAUACUCGUGUAUCCGUUACGAGUGUGAAAACAGUAAUCGACGGUAUGCGUUCUACACGUGACACCCAAAUGUCUGAUAUGGCUUCAUUGAAGGCACGAAUUAAAGAGCAAAAUGCUAAAUUGGUGCAAUUGAGCCAGGAUAAGGCCAAACUGGAUAGUAAAUAUGCAAAGGCGGAUGGUUUAAGUCAAGAAAUAUUUGCAAACAAACAGUUGAAUAUAAACCAAUUGCGUGGAAAACUGCAAAAUCUUAAAGAAGAAGUUGAACCAAAGGAAGCUGACGUCAAUGCAAAUACCGAGCAACUGAACGAAGUAAAGGGUCAACUGAAGACAUUGCUAGACAAUUGUGAAGAGAUUUAUACACUUUACAUAACUCAACGGAACCAAGUUCUUGAACUCAAAAACAACAAGAAAAACGAAUCACUCACCUCAGCGUGGGAUUCAGCACCAGCAGUACGGCAAGAUUCUUGGGCGACAAGCGCAGUUGCUCCAACAGAUCCAACAGGAACAGCAACAACAACAACAGCCAUAACGAACGAAAUCACUACAAAACCUGGCUACGAACCAUAUCGUGCAAUUUAUGAGUUUAACGCUCGAAACACCGAUGAAAUAACAUUUCAACCCGGCGACAUUGUAAUGGUGCCAUUCGAACAGAAUGCUGAGCCUGGUUGGUUAGCGGGCGAAAUUAAUGGACAUACUGGAUGGUUUCCUGAAUCAUUUGUGGAGAAAAUUGAAAGCGGAACGGAAACAGUUGAUCAAAACAGCUCCAAUUACACACAGCAACGAGAAAACGAAAUACAACCAGAAAUCGCUUUCAAUUCAAGUGCACAGCCUGAAUAUGGUGACGACACAUACAUAUCUUGUUAUCCAUAUGAAUCCGCCGAACCAGGUGAUCUAACAUUUGGUGCGGGUGAAUAUAUCACAGUCAUUAAGAAAGAUGGAGACUGGUGGACCGGAACGAUUAACAAUAGAACUGGAAUGUUUCCAUCAAAUUAUGUGCAGGACGUCUCCAGUGCAAGUGCAAGUGCACAAGCCAAUACGGAAAAUUCAUCUUACUUUACCCAACCGGAAACCGGCACUCAAAACUAUUCCGAUGAUGUACGUAACCAAGAAGAAGCUGAUACUGAAGUCUCCGAAAUUAAUACUCAACCAAAAAGCGAAACCGUACAAGAUAACUUCAGUCGGCCAAUGUCAACUUCAUCCACAACAUCUGGAAUUCGUGGGUCGAAAAAGGGCGAAGUUGCGCAGGUUAUAGCACCAUACGAAGCGACAAGUACUGAGCAAUUGUCGUUGCAACGAGGUCAAUUCAUAAUGAUUCGUCAGAAAUCUGAGACUGGGUGGUGGGAGGGCGAAUUACAAGUUCGUGGCAGACGUAAACAAAUUGGUUGGUUCCCGGCUACUUAUGUGAAAGUACUACAAAGUGGGCGAUUGAGUGGUCGCAGUACGCCUGUGUCAGGUGGAAAAAUUCAAAUGAAUGAAACCAUCCUAGACAAAGUGAUAGCACUGUAUCCAUACAAAGCUCAAAAUGAUGAUGAACUAUCAUUUGAUAAGGACGAUAUCAUUAGUGUGUUGGGAAGAGAUGAACCAGAAUGGUGGCGUGGAGAGUGUCAAGGUUUGACGGGACUGUUUCCAAGCAAUUACGUUGGUCCAUUUGUAACAUCCGGCAACGUUUAAUGUAAUAGAAACGAAUAACAACAGCAGAACAGAAUAUUGCAGCAUACGACCAUGACGAGAAACACAUUUCACAUUCCAAUAAUCUUAUCUAUGAUAGUCUCAAUCAUCAUAUACAAACCUACAAAGUAUAUUUCACGCAUUAUGAAAUAACAACAGCAAUUGUUGACCUAUCACUAUCUACAUACAUUUAUUAACGAGUUCAACUGUUAGAACAAUAAGACUUAUGUUAAAUUUCCAUUCUCAUUUAAUGAAUACAUAAUAUGAUGUAUUGCAUACACUAUAUAAAUAUAAAUAUAAAUAUAUAAAUACAAUUUUAUUUUGAGCUUCGAAAAAUUUAAUCAUGCUCUGAACAUAACGUAGCACGUAUAACUAACUAAAGAUAUUAUUAAAUUGCAAUAUAGUCAGUCCCCAAAAAAGUUUUUGUUUCGUUGUAUUUGAAAAAAAUAACACACACAUAAAUUCGUUAAAACGAUAAUCAUUUGAUUAAGUUAUUAUUGAAAAUUUUCCGAAAGUGAAGUUAGACCCAAUUUAAUUAAUUAUUUAAUUAAGUAUAUUGUACUGUAAUCGAUGAAAACAAAAAACAAAAAACAAAACAAAAAUAAAAUGAUUGUUUGAAA